UUUUUUUUUUUUUUUCAAAUUGACGGUUUGGGUUUUUAAGGUGGUUGCAACGCUAGUUACAAUAAGGGUUUCUAUACGAUUUUUUGUUGCAAUUUAGGUUGCAGCGUUACUUGCAAUAAAUGUUUCUAUGUAGAGUUCCGUAAAAAUAAAAAAAAAAACUAUUUUAAAGUGUAAAAAUAAAAAAACUUAAAACUUAUUUAUUAGUUAAUAAAAAUUUGCCUUAGUAAUCUUUAAUGUCUAGAUUAGUUGGCUAGUGUUUUGUUUUUUUUUUUUGGAGUUAUGAUAAGAGAAAUGGUUAUUCUUUUUUUUUAGAUAAAUAAAGAGAAAAAUUGAGUUAAGUUAUUAUACUUCGUUUCCCGCCUGCCUGACAAGCUUACGCGAAAGACCCACCGUACGAUUAAAGUAAAAGGAGAACAAAAAGAUGGAAAGAGUCGAGCCGGUAAGUAAGAUCAUAGGCAAGCCACACAAGCCGAGAGUAGGCUUCACGCGCCCAUCCCGGCGACCUGUCUCCUACACUCGCGGCUCAUGCGGCCGGCACUCAUCUCUAACGACACCCCACCGACGCGACCUCUAUAGGUUUGCCCUAGAGACGUUUCUUCUCAACCCAAAAACAAAAUAACCGGCAUUAAUCCUCUCCACUCCAACCCACCUUCUCAGAACGACGAUCCCCAACCUGACACACGUCGUCAAAACAACAAUCCCAACCACCACCCACCCCACCGUAACCUUCAUCUAUGGGCGACAUCACGGAAUCCUUAACUCCGUCCUCCGCCACUCCCGUCUCCUCUCACUCCCGGCCCAUGCCGGUCCGUGAGGACUGCUGGAGCGAGGAGGCCACAUCUACUCUCAUCGACGCAUGGGGCCGCCGCUAUCUCGAGCUCAACAGAGGUAAUCUUCGGCAGAAGGAUUGGCAAGAUGUGGCCGACGCUGUCAACGCUCUCCAUGGCCAUACUAAGAAGACCCACCGUACCGAUGUCCAGUGUAAGAACCGAAUCGAUACCAUUAAAAAGAAGUAUAAGGUUGAGAAGGCUAGGGUUUCCUCUUCCAAUGGGGCCUUAUCUUCAUCCUGGACUUUCUUCGAUCGUCUAGAUGCCUUAAUUGGUUCCAACCAGAAAAAGCCCUCUCCUUCUCUAUCGCCGUCGCCGCCGAUCGCUGUUCCCCUUCAUUCUUCAUCUUCGUAUCGGAAGAAUUCGUCCGCGGCAACCGUUGCUAGUUCCGCUUUAGUGGCUCUGCGACAGAAGCGACCGGCCCUUUCUGCAGCCCCGGAAGAGGGGUUUUUCAGGAGGAAUUACUCUGCAAUGGCUGCUGCAGCUGCUGCGGCAGAGGCAGAGGAGGAUGAAGAUGAUUUGGAGAAUGAAGAGGACGUGGAGGAGGAGGAGGAGGUUGAGAAAGAGAGAUAUAGUGAUGACGAGAGUGUAGAUGGUGCAGGGUUACGGAGUUUGGCUAGGGCGAUAUCGAGGUUUGGUGAAGUGUACGAGAAAGUUGAAGCAGAGAAAUUGAGGCAGAUGGUAGAGUUGGAGAAGAAGAGGAUGCAGUUUGCGAAGGACUUGGAGGUUCGAAGGAUGCGGAUGUUCAUGGACACGCAGUUACAGCUAGAGAGGAUCAAGCGUGGAAAGCGAUCAGGAUCUAAUGAUAUAUAUGGCUAGCCAUGAGAAGAGAAAGCACAUGUAGCAUCCGUUUCAUCAUUGCUACAAAGUACAUAAUGUUGCAGCUGAUAUUUGAUUAAAGAAGAUUACUGUUGGAGUCAGCUGUAUUGUUUAUUAGAUUCUUUUUGUAUGCUCAUGUUCUUGUUGAUCUUUUGGUUUGUUUCUUCUUUAUCAACUUAUAAGGCCCAAUCUUGAGCUGAAUUUAUUUUAGUUGUUAUACCUCUCCCCUAUCCCCCACACCACCUUCACAUAUGUACGAACUAUUCUGUGGAAUAGAUUUGGCCAGGAAUAGAGGAAAACUAGUUGUGCUUUUUCCUUUCCUUUCUUUUCGAUGAAAUAUGUUUACCAAUUGCACUCUGUUUCUAUAAAGGUUUUACAAAAUAAAGUUGACAGUGUUAGCCUAAA
Molecule: messenger RNA, 2051 nt
Organism: Cannabis sativa
Lineage: Eukaryota; Viridiplantae; Streptophyta; Magnoliopsida; Rosales; Cannabaceae
Product: trihelix transcription factor ENAP2
Exons: 2
Coding region: 735-1646 (303 amino acids)
Cellular component (GO): nucleus
Molecular function (GO): transcription cis-regulatory region binding
Source: RefSeq, a predicted model, not a curated record